Penaeus monodon (black tiger shrimp) is the source of this 2154-nucleotide messenger RNA. RefSeq names its product forkhead box C1-B-like. The record is from RefSeq and is a predicted model, not a curated record. Lineage: Eukaryota; Metazoa; Arthropoda; Malacostraca; Decapoda; Penaeidae. Gene Ontology annotation, biological process: cell differentiation; anatomical structure morphogenesis; regulation of transcription by RNA polymerase II. Gene Ontology annotation, molecular function: DNA-binding transcription factor activity, RNA polymerase II-specific; RNA polymerase II cis-regulatory region sequence-specific DNA binding.
CUAUCCUUACCCGAGGAUCAACGCAUCGAGGCUGGUUAGUGCAGAGCUUGUACUGAGGGUGAGCUUGUGAAGGCGCGUGGCGUGCGUGAGGCCAAGGCGAGGAGGCCAAGAAACCGGGGUAGUGCGCCGCAGCACCGCAGGUGAGAUCGCAGGCGGCCGGGCGAGAGCGGCGACCGCCCGCACCGCCGCUACUCUCCCUCAGCUCCAGAGCGCCUCGGCGGCUCCCCUCGGCGUCCCCUCGCGAAGGGCAGGCGGUCUACCUCUCGGAGGUAGGCCAUAUUAUGCUGUGCAGCCAUGUGUGACCAGUGGUCGACGUACCCCGUCAAGAUGCACACCUUGUUCGGGGACCAACAGUCCUACUACCGGCACCCGGCGGCCACCUACCCGCCGGCGGCCCUGCAGCAGAUGUCCAGCAUGACGCCCAACGCCUACAGCUACGACGGCUACACGGCCAUGAGCCGCUACCACCCGUACGGCUACAGCCCGCAGCAGCACACGCCGCCCAAGGACAUGGUGAAGCCGCCGUACUCGUACAUCGCGCUCAUCACCAUGGCCAUCCAGAACAACCCCGACCAGCGGGUGACCCUGAACGGCAUCUACCAGUUCAUCAUGGAGCGCUUCCCGUACUACCGCGAGAACAAGCAGGGCUGGCAGAACUCCAUCCGCCACAACCUCAGCCUCAACGAGUGCUUCGUCAAGAUCCCGCGGGACGACAAGAAGCCGGGCAAGGGCUCGUACUGGACGCUGGACCCCGAGGCGCGCAACAUGUUCGACAACGGCUCGUACCUGCGCCGCCGGAAGCGCUUCAAGAAGAAGGACGCCAUCCGGGAGAAGGACGAGGCUCUCAAGCGGCAGCAGGAGACGCAGGGCACGCCCACGGGCACGGAGACCGAGCCGCGGACGCAGCAGGCGGACGCCACGGCCGUGGGGUCAGUGGUGUCGGGGCCGCAGGAGGGGGAGGGCGGGCAGGUGGGGGGCGGAACUCCCCUGUCGCCCCUCUGCCAGCCCAAGACCGAGCCUCUCGACUCCCCGGACCUCCCUCCCGCCUGCCUGCCGGAAGUCAAAGCCGCCGCCCACACGCCGCCCCUGGCCGCCCUUACAUACCCACGCCCACCUGCCGCCCACCUCGCUGCCCACGACGUCCGCGAGCGCCGGCCACGAGGGCUCGUACCUGGAGGUGGGUUCCUCCUUCAGCGUGGACUCGCUGGUGCCCGGGAGCCGCGACGUGGGGCGCGAGGCCUCCCCCGGGGCGCUCUUGACGGAGGCGCAGCAGCAGUACCGCUCCAGCAUGUACUACGACACGAUGGGCUACUGCCAGUACAGUGACACCCGCGCCCCUUCGGUCUUCCCAACGGCCACCGCAGAGGACAUGAGCGCGUGCGGCAGCACCGUGACUGCCGGAGGCGCUGCGGCCGUGGGAGGCAUGACCAUGCAGGCAGCGGCGACGGAGGCUUCCCGAACGUGCGCGACAUGUUCGAGUCCCAGCGCCUCCUCACCAACCCCUCGUGCCAGCUGGGCUUCCGCGCCUCCUACAAGUACCCGGCCUACUACGACGACGCCACCAAGUAUUGAGGGCUCGGGAUUUAGGCUGUUUGGGAAGACGAGAGAGGCGGAAGGACCGUGGAACGAGGACCUGCGCCACCCAGGGAGGAUUUCUGGGACCGACCAUUGUCUUGGCGUAUGUAAUGGCAGUGUUCCCCACCCCUCGAGCUCCCUCCUGCGGCGCGUCCCCCCCCUCCUUCAGCCACGCCGUCCUGCAUGGAUCCGCGGGCGGGAGGGGCGGCGAGACCGCGCCCAAGCGACAGGAACUACGGGCGUCUGGCACGCCCACAAUCUAGUGAAACCAAAGAGGACAAACCUAGUGAAGCUGGCGGCCGCGUAGCCAUUACGGCCUUCCAGUGUGUGUUCUGUUAUUAACUACAGUGACUUCACCCAGUGCUGUCUACUAGCACCAUGUACGUCCUGUGUGAACGCGCCCACCAUGUGCAUGCGCCUUCAAAGCUAUGUACGUAUAGACAGAUUCAUGUACGCAUAGGGUUCCUUCCUAUGAAAGUAUAUGAGCGAUCGAUGUACCUCUAGGACAUGCCGAUGUGUAUAUCUUGAUAUUAUUUAACACUGUGUAACAUAACGCAUAAUAUAUUACGCUUUUUGAUA